AGGGCACCCGACGAGCGCCCGCCGUAGAAAAACAACGCGUUGGUUAUUUGACCAAAAUCGAAUUUAUCGCAUUUACGCUUCCGAAACGCGUUUUGGACGCGGGACAAAGGCGUAGCACCGAACCUCCCGCUUUUUUCCGACGCUUUAAGCGCGUCCGAGCGACGUUGUUUAUGUGUAGUAAGGGGAGCCUUGAAACCGGCCGCCCUUGCCCCAUUUCCUCGCUUGUUUUCCUCGUCGGUUGCGCCUACUCGGAUUCUCCAUGUUGUUGUCGUCGCCGCCGCCAAAGUGACGAUUUGACGGCCGACCUCGGAGAAGCGACGGGCCGCCCAGCGAGCCCAGCCCCGCGUCCGGAGAGUGGUUCCGAGUGCCGUGGCCAGGCGAGCUCGGGGGAAUCAUCGGCUCGGAAUCAUCGGGACCAGAGAAGAACGAAGCCAAUGAGGGGUGCACGUCAGUGGCCGCCGCGGACAGGAUUUGAGGAUUUUCGGGGCUCCGUAAUUGUCAGAUGGAAAGUUCUGUUAUCACCCAAGUGCACAAAGAAGACGUCCAGGUGGCCCCCAAAACAGGGCUGGUGAGCCGCUCGUCCCUGAAGCAGCCUCGAAGUUGCAACAUCUUCAAGGCGCUCUUCUGCUGCCUCCAAGCUCAGGAUGGUGCCAAACUACCUCCGCCGCCGCUACCCUCGCCUUCCCAGCAAGCCUUGCUACAGGGGCAGGAAAACGGGGCUCUCAUCAAGCUGUGCCAAGGCAGCCUGCUGCCCGAGGUGACGGCCGAGGAUCGGGGCAAAAUCUGUGCCGUCAUCGAUCUGGACGAGACGCUGGUGCACAGCUCUUUCAAGCCGAUCAGCAACGCCGAUUUCAUCGUGCCCGUGGAGAUCGAGGGAACCAUGCAUCAGGUUUACGUACUUAAGCGGCCGUACGUGGACGAGUUUCUCCGACGAAUGGGCGAGCUCUUCGAGUGCGUGCUCUUCACCGCCAGUUUGGCCAAGUACGCCGACCCGGUGACGGACCUGCUGGACCGGCACGGCGUGUUCCGGACACGGCUCUUUCGUGAAUCCUGCGUCUUCCAUCAGGGCUGUUACGUCAAAGAUUUGAGCCGCCUAGGCCGAGACCUUCACAAAACGCUCAUCUUGGAUAACUCGCCCGCUUCCUACAUCUUUCACCCCAAUAAUGCUGUGCCAGUGAUGUCGUGGUUCGACGAUGCGGACGACGCCGAACUCCUCAACCUUUUGCCCGUCUUCGAAGAACUUAGCCAGGCGGAGGACAUUUACGCUCAGCUGGACCAACUUCGCGGACAUUAAGUGACCUUUUGGGAGACCUUCCGGGAAGCACAAUCGCUUGUUGAUGUCAUUUGUGGAAUUGUUCACAUGCCAAAACAGAAGCGCACCCAACCACCCACCCUCAUCUUUUUGGAGUGUGCCUUUAAGAAACUUUUAUUUUUAUUUUUUUUAUUUGCAUAAGUUGUUUUCAAUUGAAAUCUAUUUUUUAAAGAGUUCCUCUAUGCAAACUAUUUUUUGGCUUAUCAAGGCCACAAAGCUAACAUUUGCCAAAAUGUCAUGUCCACAUAUGUGGAUGCCAGGGUCUGCAUAAUCAUCAUAUAUAUUUUUUAAAUUAUAGUGGGGAUGCUUUGCAUAAGAAAAACAAUCAGAAGUGACCUUUCAAUGACCCAGAAUCAACAGGAAGGGGCCAAUGCACAUUUAAAUAGCCCAAAUCAACAAGAAACAAUUAAAAAUAAACAGGAAGUGAGCCUGGAAUGACCCAAAAUGAAACAGAAGUGACUCAGGAAUUCCCCAGACUCAAUAGGAAGUGACUUUUAAAUGGCCCUAAUCAACAGAAAUUAACAGGAGUUGACCUUGGAAUGCCUCAAAAUGUGCAAGAGGUGACUAAAAAGGAAGUGACCCAAAAUCAGAUGAACGAUCAUAGAAUAACCCUAAAAUAACACCAGAAAAGCAACAGGAAGUGCCCUAGAAAGAUCAACAGGAAACAAUUAAAAUUAACAGGAAGCGACCUGUUAUUGCCUCAAAAAUAACAUGAAGUGACCCAAGAUCAAAAGGAAGUGACCUGUUCAUGCCCCAAAAAUAACAAAGUGACCCAAAAUCAAAAUGAAGCGACCCGGGAAUUCCCCGUAUUCAAUAAAAAGUGACUUCUAAAUGGCCCAAAUCUAGAGAAAAUUAUUCAAAAUCUACAGGAAGUGACCUGGGAAUUCCCUAAACCCAACAGGAAGUGACUCAAAAUGAAAAGUGACCGCGGAAUGCCCCAAUCUAGACAAUAAUACCUGACUGCAGCAGACAGCCGCUACAAAUGACGGCCGCAUGAUGCUACGGUAGAUAUCACUUGUAUAUAGAACUACUUGUAGAUGCAAAAUGACAGACUCGCAGGCGUUAGUAAACAGCCGCCAUCUUAAAGCAGCAGACUUCUCAGGAAGGCUCUGCUGUAUCCUAGCAAACAUAAGUAACUUUUUAUUGAAUAUAAAAAACCUAAAUUGGCAAAGUCUUGACUUGAAUCCAUCUUUAAAUGAUGAAACAGUUUUAAAACUUACACAUGUUGAAAGUAGACAGGGAAGUAAUGCAAAAACGGGAGCAAUUUUAACCAACUUUAACGGUUAAUUCACAACAUUAAAUGACUUCCAAACAUAGCAAAGGUUAUAAUCUAGUUAUCGAAAUAUGCACAACACCCCUGUGUCUUGUUAAGUUUGGGGUAAAUAAUGGCGUACCACACACAACACGUCACUUUUGGUCAUUAAUAUUCAUGACAUUUAGCAAUUAUUGCUAGGCGGGUCGAGCACGCGUUUGUCCCAAUGCUAUAUACAUGUAAAUAGUGUACGAACGAUAUGUUUACUGAGCUAAACCUACCAAUUCCGGUAUACCCUGAUGCUAAAUUAAGUGGUAAAGUUGUGGAAGAACAUACAAAUGUUCAGUUAAAGAGAUAGCUUGAGUGUCUUUGGCUGAAAAAGAUGGGGAAAAGAGCCGACCUGAUCCAGAGUUAGCUUUUUUAUUGACACCACUUGCUUGUGUACAUUGCCUUACGCCACUGACAAUGACAUUCUCCCUUUUCAACAAUCUAUCCUUUGCCUCCAUAUGCCUUGUCUUUCUUAUUUAUUAUAUCCUCUGGUUGUCUUGACAUUCUUGGGGGGGUAAUUUACAUCGCUAAUUUUGUAUAGCGAUCGCAAAUGCUACUCGUUGACAGCCAACGAACACUUUUAAUCUUUUCAUGAAUAAAAAAACUUAAUUCUAUUAUUUAUUUCGACUUCCCACUUGCUAAAGUUUUUUUUUUUUUUUUUUUUUUUUUUUUUAAACAA
This is a messenger RNA of Corythoichthys intestinalis (scribbled pipefish), 3291 nucleotides long. It is a transcript of the gene ctdsp2, whose product is annotated as CTD (carboxy-terminal domain, RNA polymerase II, polypeptide A) small phosphatase 2. The transcript has 7 exons. NCBI's taxonomy places the organism in Eukaryota, Metazoa, Chordata, Actinopteri, Syngnathiformes, Syngnathidae. The coding region runs from base 503 to 1294 and encodes 263 amino acids. The record is from RefSeq and is a predicted model, not a curated record. Gene Ontology annotation, molecular function: RNA polymerase II CTD heptapeptide repeat phosphatase activity.